Colossoma macropomum (tambaqui) is the source of this 3093-nucleotide messenger RNA. It is a transcript of the gene chm, whose product is annotated as CHM Rab escort protein. The record is from RefSeq and is a predicted model, not a curated record. Gene Ontology annotation, molecular function: GDP-dissociation inhibitor activity. NCBI's taxonomy places the organism in Eukaryota, Metazoa, Chordata, Actinopteri, Characiformes, Serrasalmidae. The transcript is spliced from 15 exons. The coding region runs from base 22 to 2025 and encodes 667 amino acids. Gene Ontology annotation, cellular component: Rab-protein geranylgeranyltransferase complex; cytoplasm; nucleus. Gene Ontology annotation, biological process: intracellular protein transport; small GTPase-mediated signal transduction; protein geranylgeranylation.
CAUGACGGUUGUAGAUUCAAGAUGGCUGCCGACAACCUCCCAUCCGAAUUUGAUGUUGUCAUACUCGGUACAGGCCUCACAGAGUCUGUCAUUGCUGCUGCCUGUUCACGAGUGGGACAGAGGGUUCUGCAUUUGGACAGGAGAAACUACUAUGCUGGAAACUGGGCCAGCUUUACUUUCAAUGGCCUGCUGUCAUGGAUCGAUGAGUACAAGACUCAGCAGGAGGUAUUAAACCCUGAAUUGGAGCAGGGAUGGCGAGAUAAGAUCGGGGAAGGAGAGGAUGUGCUGUGUCUUAACUCUGUAGAGUCCUCCAUAUCUAACGUGGAAGUAUUCUCUUAUGCCAGUGAGGAGCCUGAGGAAGAAGAGGUGGUGAAGGUUGCUGCGGUGAACAGUUUUCCCAAGGACUCUGAUGUUCAAGCUAAAGAGACUAGAGGCAGCGCUACAGAAGGCCAAGACACAGUUUGUCGUGAUGACAGCGCACCAGGUGGUGAUGAGCCACAGCAUCAAGAGUCGGAAAAAAAGCUAACGUCUGACACCCAAGAACCUCGCCAAUCAGAGGAAUGCGAAAAGGAGCAGGAGCCAAACAGCAACCAAGCAGAGUCACCUAUACAUAUGAAAAGGAAGAUAACCUAUGCUAAGCUGGUGAAGGAAGGACGCAGGUUUAACAUCGAUCUUGUGUCGAAGCUCCUGUAUUCUCGUGGAUUAUUGGUAGACCUGCUUAUCAAGUCCAAUGUCAGCCGCUAUGCCGAGUUCAAGAAUGUUAGUCGCAUCGUCACUUGUCGGACCAGCAAGGUGGAACAGGUCCCAUGUUCUCGGGCCGAUGUGUUUGGCAGUAAGCAGCUGACCAUGGUGGAGAAACGCAUGCUGAUGAAGUUCCUCACUUUCUGUCUGGACUUUGAGCAGCACCCAGAGGAAUUCCAGGACUUCUCAGAGAAGCCAUUUUGGGAGUACCUGAGGAGUAAGAAUCUAACCGAGAACCUGCAGCAUUUUGUGUUCCACUCCAUUGCCAUGGUGAACCAAGAGACCCUGACAGAGGAGGGCCUGAAGGCCACACAGCACUUCCUGCGAUGCCUGGGUCGCUACGGCAACACACCCUUUCUGUUCCCGCUGUAUGGCCUGGGUGAAAUUCCACAGUGCUUUUGUAGAAUGUGUGCUGUCUUUGGGGGGAUUUAUUGCCUGCGACAUUCUGUGCAGUGCCUAGUUGUGGACAAGGAGUCGGGAAAGUGUAAAGCUGUGAUUGACACGCAUGGCCAGCGAAUCAGCUGCAGCCAUUUUGUGGUGGAAGAUGGCUACAUUAGAGAAGAGCAGAGAACGAGAGCAGUUAACAGGCAUAUAUCCAGAGCGGUUGUCAUCACAGAUCGAUCGGUCUUACCCUCCGAGUCUGAUCAGCAGAUCUCACUGGUAACCGUGCCUCCUCUUGAACCCUCUUCUCCAGCCGUAAGGAUGGUGGAGCUCAGCUCUUCCUCCAUGACCUGCAUGCCUGGCACCUAUUUGGUGCACCUCACCUGUUCAUCCUCAGGCUCAGCCCGUGAAGACUUGGCACCAGUUAUUUCCAGGCUGUUCCUUGUUCCUAGCUGCCCCGGAGAGGAGCCUGCCCAAGGUUCUGUGGAGAGUGAGAAGCCUACAGCAUUGUGGGUCAUGUACUUCAACAUGCGAGACACAUCCAGCCUGGACAGCAGCUGCUACAGUCUUCCCAGCAAUGUCCAUGUCUGCACUGGCCCUGAUGCCAGCCUUGGCCACAACUACUCCAUUAAAUUGGCUGAAUCAGUAUUUCGUCAGCUCCUCCCAGAUGAGGAGUUCUGUCCUCCUGCACCAAACCCUGAGGACAUCAUAUACGAUGGCGAUGGUGCACAGGGAGAAGGGCCUGGCUUUGACGAGACCAGUCAUCUAGAGGGGGCUGGAACUGAAGGAAAGAGUGGGCUUCAGCAAAACGGCCAACCGGCAGAGGGCACGGAACCUGCUGAAAGUUCAGACAGUGUUGCCCAGAAAACUACCUCUGAAUUUGAGGUUCCCACCAAGGAAUAGACACUCCCUCCUCAUUUAAUAAUGAUUCACCAAAACUCUUCCCAGCACCACACGCCACCAGCCUUUGUCCUGGAGAUCUACCUUUCUGUAGAGUUUAAAGGUAGUUAAAAGAUGCCAGGAAGAGGGUUGGUGACCAGUGAUUGGCUUCUGUCCUUCUGUCUAUUCUGUGGUCCUCUGAAUGCCUGUGGAGGAGGAUAUAUGGAUUUUCACAAACACUCUUCCAUUACUGUCUGCAAAAAAAAAAAUAAUAAAAAUGAAAAAGGAAAAUCAAAAUAAUCUCUACACACUGUGCACAACAGAAUUACUAUUGUCUUAUCUCUUGUAGGGGAGAAGGGAGUGUGCUGUUUAAAUGGGCCAGAGCUAUGUAGUCCUCAUCUGCCUUUUGUCCGCUCCUGUAACCAGAGCUGUGGUCUUAUUAUCCUGAACAAAACAGUCUUAGUACACAAAUCUAAUAGCAGCCUGCAACUUGAAAAAGGCUUUGUUUAAUUGAAAAAUGGGGGGCAAAAAAGAAUUUUUGUGUACAUUAGUUCAGUUAAGAUAAGCUUGCAUAUUUUCAAAUAUAUUUCAGGGGGUUUGUAAACAUUUUUAGUUCUGUUUUAUUUUUGCCUUUUUUUUAUCCCACUUAAAAUUUUUUGAUCCCUUUAGCUUUGUUCAUAUUAAGACUUACCUUUUUUGCACAGUUCUAGUAAAUAAAUGUCUGUAAAUUUAUACACAUUACUGUGUGGUUCAACCAAGGUGCCUGUCGAAGUGGACACUGCACACUGAAGAUUUAGUCAGUCAGACUUCACAUGUCUCUCUGCCAAAUUAGCAUAUGCUUAAGUAUUUUGAAGAAUGUAUGGCAAGGGUUUGCUUUUAGCCCUUUCUAUUUGGUUGUUUCACUAAGCCUUAGAAGACUCAAUUGCCAAGGACACUCUUUGUUUUAUAACUUGGUUUAAAUGAUUUGGUGGUCCUCAGCUUCUGUACCAUAAUUUACUGUUCUCUUUUGUCGUUCUGUGUUGUAGGCUUCAGAAUGAAUUGCCGUUGUUAUUGUUUGCAAAUGUUUAUGGGCAUUAAAUGAUUAAACUGAAA